AUGAGUGGAGCAAAGUUCAUCCUCGGUACAUGGCUGGCCGCCGGCUUCGGCCUGCAGGCCCACGCCGGCCGGCCUGACCAUCAGAUCGAGUGCCCGGUGCAUCCCGUCGAGAUACUCGACUGUCCGGAGCCUCCGGUGCACGUCAUCAUCUGCCAUCAGCCAGCGGUGCUGAGCACCGUCGUUGAAAAGGAAACGACGCUCUACAUUGGCGGCAAGACCAUUGUCGUCGACAAAUGCCCGACCACCAUCAUCACCGAAGUCACGCUGACGGAAACGUCGACCAAGUACUUUACCAAGACAAUGAUAGGAGGAAACACCACCGAGUUCGAGACGACGACCACGAGCAUCACCGGUCGUUCCACGGGCACGCAGGGGGGCAGCAUCACCGGUCGAACCCGAUCUUCCACCACCGGCGUGUCGUCGACCGGAACGCAAGGCGGAACCAUUACUCGCAGAACAUCGUCCAGCACCGGCACGCAAGGAGGCACCAUCACCGAGAGAACGACGACACGUUCAUCUGGCACCGCAGGAGCGUCCACCGGCACAGGAGGAGGCACCAUCACCCAACGAACGACGACGCGUGCUUCUAGCUCUGCUGGCUCGUCCACCGGCACGGGAGGUGGCACCAUAACCCAGCGGACGACAACCGGUGCCUCCAGCUCCGUCGGCUCGUCCACCGGCACGGGAGGUGGUACCAUUACACAGCGAUCAACAACCAGUGCGUCGAGCUCUGCAGGAUCCUCCACGAGAACAGGGGGAGGCACCAUCACGCAACGAACCACCACCGGUGCGUCAAGCUCCAUUGCGUCAUCCACCGGCACGGGCGGUGGCACCAUAACCCAGCGGACGACAACCGGUGCCUCCAGCUCCGUCGGCUCGUCCACCGGCACGGGAGGUGGUACGAUUACACAGCGAUCAACAACCAGUGUGUCGAGCUCUGCAGGAUCCUCCACGGGAACAGGGGGAGGCACCAUCACGCAACGAACCACCACCGGUGCGUCAAGCUCCAUUGCGUCAUCCACCGGCACGGGCGGAGGCACCAUCACUCAGCGAACAACAGGUACGUGA
Molecule: messenger RNA, 1068 nt
Organism: Drechmeria coniospora
Lineage: Eukaryota; Fungi; Ascomycota; Sordariomycetes; Hypocreales; Ophiocordycipitaceae
Exons: 2
Coding region: 1-1068 (355 amino acids)
Source: RefSeq, a predicted model, not a curated record